Messenger RNA from Ciona intestinalis (vase tunicate), 1542 nucleotides. Its product is annotated as D-serine dehydratase-like. The record is from RefSeq and is a predicted model, not a curated record. Gene Ontology annotation, molecular function: D-serine ammonia-lyase activity. Gene Ontology annotation, biological process: D-serine catabolic process. Lineage: Eukaryota; Metazoa; Chordata; Ascidiacea; Phlebobranchia; Cionidae.
UAGGGUUAGGUUUAUUUAUCAGGAAAAUUAAUGCAGAAGAUGAAUGAUUUAAGAACGCCAGCUUUGGUUGUUUACAAACACAAGGUAGAAGCAAAUUGUGAGCGAAUGCUAAAGCUUGCAAAAGAUCAUGGAGUUACAUUAAAGCCCCAUUUUAAAACUACGAAGUGUUUGGAAGUUGCUAUUAUGCAAACUGGAGGUACCAAGUGUGGAAUGGAGGUUUCUACUCUCGUGGAAGCAGAUUUACUUGCAGAAAACGGUUUCGAGAAUGUGAUUUAUGCCUAUCCCAUUUCUCCACAUAAGACUCCAAAAUGUGCUGAGCUGAGUGAAAAAAUGAAAUCCUUUGUGGUAUUUGUGGAUAAUGUGGCAGCUUUAAAAGCAUUGGAGCAGUGGAAACUUAAAGAUAACAAGAACUGGCAAGUUCUUGUGGAGGUAGAUACUGGUGCUGGAAGAUCUGGAGUUCAAAUUGAGUCUCUUGAUGCUGUAUCUCUUAUUAAGGAAGUUGUAAAGUGUGGCAAUGUAACUUUCUCAGGUUUAUAUUCUCAUUGUGGUCACUCCUACAAAUGUAAAAAUGCUGAAGAGAUCAAAGAAGUGGGUAAGAUGGCAACAAACAAAAUGCUCACUUUAGUUGAUGAAUUAAAGAAACAAGGUAUUACCUGUCCAUCUUAUGGUAUUGGAUCAACCCCUUCUUGUAGCAAACCUGCACCUGAGAUGUCAAAGUUAACAGAAUGGCACCCUGGAAAUUAUGUGCUCUAUGAUCUCAUGCAGGUUAAGAUUGGUUCAUGUGAAAUUGAUGAUAUUGCUAGUUUUGUCCUAACAAGAGUCAUUGGUCAUUACACGAAAGGGGAAGAUGUUUUUCUCAUCAUUGAUUGUGGUUGGACUGCUAUAAGUCUUCAUGGAGUUAAAGACAGUGAGGAAACUUCAGGAUAUGGGUUGAUUGUUGAUCAUCCAGAGCUUAAGCUGGCUCAUAUGAGUCAAGAGCACGGUAUUGUUAAAAGUAAAGAUUCUACCAAACCGCUGGACUUGUCCCGCUAUCCUGUUGAUUCAUUUUUGCGUAUAUAUCCAUAUCAUUCUUGUGCCACUUGUGCAAUGCAUCCAGUGUUCUAUGUUGCUGAUCAAAAUGACAACAUUAUUGACCACUGGAGGCCAGUAAAGGGUUGGUAAACUAACAUAUUACCCAAAAAUGCUGUAAACAUUUUAACCUUCUUGUAUAAAAUACUGUGAAAACUACCCGUACAGUGCCAAAGUGUUGUGUAUUAUUUUUCCACUGCAAAAAAUUCUUUAAGUUCAUUUAAUAUUUUACAUAUACUGCCUUUUUAACAUAUGAAGAAUAUGGGAUAUGCUUAUCUAUAGCAAUUAUUGUUGAAUCUGUAAUCAUAUUAGGAACACCAGCAUUCAUUGUUAUCAUAAUCAUUUUUGCUGCAAUGCUUUGUACCCAUAAUUUAUAACAUUUGUAUUUCACCAUUACUCUAUACUUCUCUUUAUUGUGUAAUCCAUAAGUGUUCCUCUGAAACAAUUGUGAACUAAAGGUGGGAUUUCUCUUAA